Messenger RNA from Aspergillus puulaauensis, 1491 nucleotides. RefSeq lists its product as uncharacterized. Gene Ontology annotation, molecular function: dipeptide transmembrane transporter activity; allantoate transmembrane transporter activity. Gene Ontology annotation, cellular component: plasma membrane. The transcript has 3 exons. NCBI's taxonomy places the organism in Eukaryota, Fungi, Ascomycota, Eurotiomycetes, Eurotiales, Aspergillaceae. Bases 1 to 1491 code for a protein of 496 amino acids. Gene Ontology annotation, biological process: dipeptide transport; allantoate transport; tripeptide transport. The record is from RefSeq and is a predicted model, not a curated record.
AUGGACCGCAACCACGAUGAGGAUGAGUACGAUGAGCUCGCCGCUGUCCCAUCGCGAGUCGUGCGCAAGGUCGACCGGCGGCUGAUCCCCCUCUUGUUCACCACCUACAUGCUCAGUUUCAUGGACAAGACCAUCCUGUCCAGUGCGUCCGUCUUUGGCUUGAUCGAGGAUACCCAUCUGGUCGGUCAGCAGUAUAGCUGGGUGUCGAGUAUUUUCUACUUUGGAUAUCUUGUCUGGCAAUGGCCCACCAACUUUCUCAUCCCUCGAGUCCCGGUGGCCAAGUACUUGGCUAUCAACACUCUCCUUUGGGGUGUCGUGGUCUCCCUGACUGCUGCUUGUGUCAACUACGGAGGCUUACUCGCAGUCCGGUUCUUGCUGGGUGUUGCAGAGGCAACCAUCACACCAGCCUUCAUGUUCAUUACCACAACGUGGUACACCCGCGACGAGAUCCCCGUUCGGACCGGUAUCUGGUUCUCGGGUAAUUCUGUCGGAGGACUGGUUGGCAAUGUUCUAGCGUAUGGUAUCGGCCAUAUAGAGCACCCUCUCCGUCCUUGGAGGUGGAUGUACAUCAUCCUUGGCCUUGCCACCUUCAUCUGGGGGUUUGCCAUUCUCGCAUUCCUACCGGAUACGAUUUCCAGUGCAGCUUUCUUGACAGAAAAAGAAAGGGCUUUUAUAUCUCGUCGCGCCAUCACAGCUGGGACAGGCCAGACAGAGACAUCCGAGUGGAAUCCAGACCAAGCAGUGGAAUGCUUUCGCGAUCCAAAAACAUGGCAUCUUCUGGCGAUUGUCGUCCUGACCCAGAUACCUAAUGGCGGCAUUCAGAACUUCGCCAACCUCGUCAUCAAAUCCUUUGGCUUCACAGCCCUGGAAUCCACCUUGGUCCAUAUCCCGCUUAGUCUCACCAGCAGUGCAACGAUUAUACUCACGGGAUGGCUCGCUGGACGAGCCCGCAAUCUCAACUGCAUCCUCAUCGCAUGCGUCCUAGCAUGCUCCGGCACCGGGGCUAUCCUGGUCUACGCUCGCGUUUACCACGUUGCCCAAGGCGUCCAGCUUAUAGGGUUUUUCCUCCUGGCUACAGGUCCCGGCGCGUUACCGUUGACGAUGUCCCUAGCUCAGACCAACUACAAGGGCGUCACCAAGAAGAUGGCCAUGACAGGGUCGAUGUUCAUUGCAUAUUGUAUAGGGAAUAUCGCGGGGCCUCACCUGUUCGAUGCUAAUGAGGCGCCACGCUACGAGUCUUCGUUCCGGGGGAUUCUUAUCUGCUAUGCACUUGCAGCAGCGCUGUCGGUUUCUCUCUACGCUUACCUGCGACGUCUCAACGCUCGACGGGAUCACGAUGAACACAUUCGGCUUCCCGGUCCGUCAGGUUCAGACCAGCCAGGCAUUCACCGGGACAGUACUGAAGAAUCUCCGCUCAUCCGGUCUACCACCCCAACAGUGGACCGUGAUGCGACCGACUGGAACACACCUGGAUUUCGCUACCGCGUCUAG